Messenger RNA from Pseudophryne corroboree (corroboree frog), 3164 nucleotides. RefSeq names its product cell cycle progression 1 (gene CCPG1). Lineage: Eukaryota; Metazoa; Chordata; Amphibia; Anura; Myobatrachidae. The transcript is spliced from 10 exons. Bases 166 to 2736 code for a protein of 856 amino acids. The record is from RefSeq and is a predicted model, not a curated record. Gene Ontology annotation, cellular component: membrane.
CACCUCCUGCACCAGCUCUCUCCGCUCCGUGCUCAGCGCAGUUGUUUUUGCAGAGACGUCACUGGGGACUGGAGGUGACAGUUACCGGCCAGCGGGUGGCGGACUGGAAGCUGCGCUCUCGGCAUAUGUAAACACGAGGCGUGGGGGUCCACAGGGCCUGCAAAGAUGUCUGAGAACUCUAGUGACAGCGAGUCAUCAUGCGGAUGGACAAUUAUCAACCAUGAGGGCUCGGAUAUAGAGACCCUACACUCUGAAAUGGAACCCAUUUCCGACCAUACUUUAGAACACAGUACAACGUUUAUAGAAAAUGGUCAGCCAGAUUCACCAGACGGACUUCCAGAUGCCUGCAGAAAUGAGGCUACUGCAGCAAGUGUAGAAAAUAUUCCAUCCAGUUUAGAAGAACAUCCACAAUCUACUGAGCUUUUGUCUUCCUUUAGCUCUUAUACCAAACCAGAGAGCUCACUUGCACAUGGAGCAUGCCAUGAUGCAGACAGCAUGCUGGGUGAUGGAGGUCAUUGUGAAGCUGUCAGUGAUGACUCUGACAUUGCUACCUUAGAGCCUCCUAAGAUUGAUGAUAUUGGGUCCUUGGAGGAGGAAGAGAUUCCAGAAAAUGCUGGUGGAAGCACAGAGAUGAACAUGAGCUUUUCUUCUAGUAGCCAGUACACAUUCAGUCAACCAGAAACUGUGUUUCCAUCACAACACAGUGCGGAUGACACCAGUAACGAUGAAGCUAGCGAUGAUUCGGUUCCUGUUCUGCGACGGCGACGUAAGAGAUCAACUAUGUCUGGAUCAGAGUCUGAGAACAGGCCUCCUGCUGACCAUCCUGUUUCUCCUGAGUCCAGACCAUUGUUGCGGAUGGGAAGCAGCCUAAACAAGUGCAUUAUUCUCUCUCUGCUUAUAGCAAUAAGUAUGGGUUUUGGACAUUUUUAUGGAACUAUUCAGAUAAUGGAACGUCAAAAAUAUGUUGAAAAGUUCCAUGAAAAUGAACUAAGUGAUAUGAAAGAUGAUCUGUUUCAGUGUCAGAGGGACCAAGAAGCUACAAUGGAACAGAAGGAAGCUGUAGAGCAGCUGACAGAAGAUCUAGAAGAGAAACAAGAUAUGGUACUAACUCUCAAGGGCCUAAUGGAUAAAAUUACAGAAGAAAAUCAAAAGCUUAAACAAAAACACAUUGAGUUAAAGUUAGAGACGGAUGACCUUGCAACCAGUUUGAAAACUACUGAAGUACAAAAUAGAAACCUUGCACUGGAAAACCAGCAGCUUAAGGAGUCCUUAGAGAAAGAAGAGCAAGCGUUAUCCUCACUGAAAGAAGAGCUCCGGAAGUUAAGAGAACAAAUCCGAAACCUGGACACGAAAGGAAGGCAUGAUGUUGUGCUGACAGAAAAUCAGAAGCUGAAAGAACAUUUGAAAGAGGAAAGGCAAAAGGUUCGUAGUUUCCGCACACAGAAAGAGACCCUUCUAAGUGAAGCACAAUUACUAAGGAACAAACUGGACGAAGAACGACAGAUUACAGAUUCUUUAAAGAUGGAGCUUGAGGAAAUAAGCAACAGGAGAUCGUCAGAUGCCACCUAUGAUAGCAACCGAGAAAUUGAGCAUUUGAAGGACCGACUUUCUGAGUUAGAAAGGAAACUAACUUUUGAGCAACAGCGUUCAGAUUUGUGGGAACGACUUUACAUCGAAGCAAAGGAACAAAAUAAGGAACAGGAAGCUAAAAAUAGAUAUACUCACCAAGAUCAAUCAGAUGAAAGAAACUCAAAAGGUAAAACAAAAAAGAAUUCGAAGGAUACAUUUUUUAAUUCCGUAAAAGACACAUUUGAUGCAAUGAAGAAUUCAACCAAGGAGUUUGUAAGGCAUCACAAGGAAAAAAUCAAACAAGCAAAACAAGCUGUAAAGGAGAAUUUGAAGAAGUUCUCUGAUUCUGUCAAAACCACUUUCAGGCACUUUAAAGAUUCGACCAAAAAUAUGUUUGAUAAAAACCGCUUUAGAAAACAAGCAGACAGGAAGAGGGAAGAAGCCAAAGAAGCACACACGGUACGUCGUGAGUACAAACAUGAGUCUCAGAAUGUGAACAAGCCAACAGCCAAUCAACAUGAAUACGAAGACUCAAAAAGUGACCAGAACAGUGAUGACUUUGAAGAUAAAGCUGCCUGGCAAUUCAAUAGUGCAAAAAAGAGCAGCAUUCACCAAUUCACUAACCAAAAGGGUUGUUCUGGAGUUUUCGACUGUGCUCACCAAGAAUCUUUUAGCCUCUUCAACAAGGUGGUGGACCCAGUGAGAGUAGAAGAGUUUCAUGAUUUGAUGCAUGUGUUUUUACAGGAACAAGUAGAUAACUUCCAACACUGGAAGGAACUAGAGCAGUUCAUUAAUAGAUUUUUUCCUAAUGGUAUUUUCAUUCAUGAUCAGAUGCUCUUUACUGAUUUUGUGAAGGAUGUUGAGGAUUACCUUGAAGAUAUGAAGCAAUAUCAGACUAACACUGGUGGAGUGUUUGAAGACCUUGAUGAAUUUGUGUACAGACACUUCUUUGGGAGUACUUAUUCUGCACCAUAUGGACCAAGAAAACCUGAAAGUAUAUCUCCUUCCAUGGAUCCAGAAAGUAACAAACACAGAAAACAGGAUGAGAAGCAACAACCACGGUAUAAAAAGGAAUGUAAGUGGCAUAAGCAUGGGCGUGCCAAUGGAAGACACAUGGCAAAUUUUGAAAUAGAAUUAGGACAGCUGCCCUUCGAUCCUAAAUAUUAACCAGCAUGGAACACUCUGUAUUGUAGAAAUUAUAAUUAGAUUAGAGCCAGCAUCCUGUGUCUCCGUAACUGUUGCUGAAUAACAGUCCCACCAUCCCGCUAACGGCUAGUCACUGGUUUGUUAUGCUAGUAAUGUCUGGUGUUCUCGUAUGUGCAAUCUGUUAAUGCUUUGCAAAUGUUUUAUUUUAGUAAUGAACAGAUUACUUUUGUCUGGUUGCAUGAUUCUAUGCCAUCAAUGAUCUCUGCAUCACAAGAAGUAAUCACGUCUGUUUAGUGUCCUAUUAGGCAUGCCUUGUUCAAUUCCUUUUUUUAAGAAUGGAUUAUUGCAUAUUACAUUUUGAAGCCCUUUCUUAACGGAUUUCUUCCAUGAGAUUUUAAAAAGUUGUUCUCGCAUUGUUGGUAAGAAAAUAAUAAAGAAACUGGAUACAA